Hydra vulgaris (swiftwater hydra) is the source of this 1311-nucleotide messenger RNA. RefSeq names its product melanopsin-A-like. Gene Ontology annotation, cellular component: photoreceptor outer segment; plasma membrane. Gene Ontology annotation, biological process: G protein-coupled receptor signaling pathway; cellular response to light stimulus; phototransduction. NCBI's taxonomy places the organism in Eukaryota, Metazoa, Cnidaria, Hydrozoa, Anthoathecata, Hydridae. The record is from RefSeq and is marked provisional. Gene Ontology annotation, molecular function: G protein-coupled photoreceptor activity.
UAAUGGAUAUGUUUGUAGUAUAAAUAACAAAUAAUCCAAUUUUUUUUUUUAUUACGGUAUUUAUUAUUCUGAAUAUUAUAGUUAUCAAUGGCGUCAGUUAUUAUACUUUUAUCAUUUUUAUGUGGUUUUUCUGUCGUACUGAAUGCUACCGUUGUCUUAGCAAUAUUUUUAAAAAGAAAAUCCAAGGGAAUGAGAGAUAUAAUUUUGAUGAGCCUUGCUAUAUGUGACGGUGUACAAUGCACUUUAGGUUUUCCAGUUGAGCUUUAUGGCUUCUCUAACUUAAACAGUCCUUUGCAAAAUGAAUAUUUGUGUAAAGCAAACGGUUUUAUUGUAAUGUACCUUGCUUUGACUGCAAUCUCCCAUUUGGUUUGUUUGUGUGUAUACCGUUUUUUAUCAAUUGUAUACCCACUAAAAAUACAGAAAUUCUUUUUAGAUUCUAGAAGGGAGGCAUUACUUUUUAUUCUAUUUUGUUGGAUUUAUGGAUUUUUUUGGUCAGUAACUCCUUUAUUGGGCUGGAAUGAGAUAAUACGAGAAAAAGAAGACACACAUCGGUGCUCGAUUAAUCUGAACCCUGAAGACAAUAAUAAACGUAGCUAUUUGUAUUCAUUAAUGGUGUUCUGUUACUUUAUACCUUUGGUAAUUAUUAUAUUCUGCAGUUUGAGGGUACAUUUUGAGCUUUCCAAAAUGCUCAAAUUGUGCAAACAUAUUUCAGGUAGAGAGGCAAGUAUUACCAAAGAAACUUAUAAAUUGGAAAGACAAGAUUUUAUUUCUAUUAGUCUCAUUGUUUCAUCGUUUUUUAUUGUUUGGACUCCGUAUACUAUAUGCGUAAUUUUUUCUUCUCUUAGAAGUAGUUUACCAACAGGUCUAUUAACAUACUCUGCUUUGUUUGCGAAAUCAUCAACAAUUCUAAACCCCGUAAUAUAUUGUCUAAUGUAUAAAGAGUACCGUGAAACAUUGCAAAGCGAAUAUCGGAAGAUCUUCAAAAGUUCGGUUGUUGCACCUUUUACGGAAAGAAGUCAAACAGCUGCGCUAUCUACCUUAAGUAGUCAUGGAGAUGCGUCAUUUACUUAAAGAUAUUUGGAUAAACAUUUAUAAAUGAAUAGUGAACAUGAUUAUUUAAAGGCUUUGGUCAACAAAAACUUGGUUUCACCGCGGGUUUGAUCAGCAAAGACAUUUUAGAGCAUAGAAAUAACAGUAACAGUAAAUACUGGACAACAGGAUAAAGAUUUGAUAUACGCAAUAAAAAAUUUUACAUUUGCUGAUUAAUAAAAAAAGUUUUAUUGUUAAUUUUCUUAGCAGAUAGUACUUCAG